Messenger RNA from Lycium ferocissimum, 2392 nucleotides. RefSeq names its product WD repeat-containing protein 26 homolog. NCBI's taxonomy places the organism in Eukaryota, Viridiplantae, Streptophyta, Magnoliopsida, Solanales, Solanaceae. The record is from RefSeq and is a predicted model, not a curated record. Gene Ontology annotation, molecular function: protein binding. The transcript has 5 exons. The coding region runs from base 516 to 2234 and encodes 572 amino acids.
ACUAGAAACUAUAAUGUGUAGACCUGUUCUGACCAUAGAUUGCACUAAGUUUGAUGAAGUGAACACUUAAGUCUAUUGUUGUAUUGUUUGGUUAGCUCCUCAUCAAAUAUCUAUAGUCGAAUCACUAGCCAUUGCAGUUGUUGGCGUGGAUUAUGUUUUUGACCUUCAAAUGGAGUGGCAUCGGUAGAGGACAAGAUGCGGAAGCGAGGCUGAGAUGGUUUGGACAUGUCCAGAGGAGAUGCACUAACGCACCAGCGGAGGUGUGAGAGGUUGGCUAUGGACGGUUUCAGGAGAGGUAGAGGUAGGCCGAAGAAGUAUCCGGGAGAGGUGAUUAGACAGGACAUGACGCAGUUUCAGCUUACCGAGAACAUGACCUUACUAGGAGGUUACGGAGGACACAAAUUAGGGUAGAAGGCAGGUAGUCGUGUUUUUCCUUUGAAGGAUUGAGAUCACGAUUUCAACUCCCAGAUCCGUUUAUGCACCUGCUGUUAUAUAUGGACUGAGACAUAUAUUUCAUGGGAGGCGCAGAGGAUGAUGAACCACUCUCAAAACGUGUGAAAAUAUCAUUUGGAGAAUCAGCAGAUCGUUCGAACGGCACACUUUUUAGGGAUCCUGCAAGUUGCUCGAUGGUUCGUCCUCUGGAAAUUCAAGGGGACGAUGAGAUUGUUGGUACAAAAGGAGUUGUCAAGAAAGCCGAAUUUGUUCGGAUCAUAGCCGAGGCAUUAAAUUCUCUUGGUUAUACGAAGACGGGGGCGUAUCUAGAGGAAGAGUCGGGGAUACCUUUGCAUCCCUCUCCAGUAAAUUUAUUCAUGCAGCAAAUCCUUGACGGGAAAUGGGAUGAAAGUGUAGCCACAUUGCAUCAAAUCAGUCUCGUGGAUGAAAAAAUUGUGAAGUUGGCAUCUUUUGUGAUACUGGAGCAAAAAUUCUUUGAACUGUUAGAGAGGGGAAAAAUCACGCAUGCUUUGAAGACAUUGAGGACUGAGAUUGCACCUCUUUGCAUAAAUAACGAUAGAGUCCGCGAGCUUUCAUUAUGCAUUAUAUCACCUUCACAACAGGUUGUGAAAAUAAAAUCAAGGACAAAGCUACUAGAAGAAAUGCAAAGACUGCUCCCCCCUUCAGUCAUGAUUCCUGAAAAAAGAUUGAUCCAUCUUGUUGAACAGGCCCUUCAAUUGCAACUAGAAUCUUGUAUGUAUCACAACUCAUUAGCCACUGAAAUGUCAUUGCUCACUGAUCACGAGUGUGGAAUAGAUCAGAUUCCAUCUCGAACUUUGCAGAUAUUACAAGAACACAAAGAUGAAGUCUGGUUUUUGCAGUUCUCUCAUAAUGGGAAGUACUUAGCCUCAUCAUCUGCCGAUUGUUCGGUUAUUAUAUGGGAGAUGAAGUUGGAUGGGAGGUUCUGCCUGAAGCACCGAUUUUCUGGUCACGAGAAGCCUGUGUCAUAUAUCUCAUGGGGCCCAGAUGACAAUCAGCUUCUCACUUGUGGAGAAGAGGAGGUUGUUAGACGGUGGGAUGUGAGCUCCGGUGAAUGUAUACAUACUUACAUGAAACAUGGUCUUGGUUUGACCUCCUGUGGAUGGGCUCCAGAUGGCAAAAGGAUAUUUUGUGGUGUUACUGACAAAAGCAUUAGCAUGUGGGAUCUUGCAGGGAAAGAGCUGGAUUGUUGGAAAGGCCAUCGGAUUAGUAGAAUAGCAGAUUUGGAGAUAACAAGGGAUGGGAAACACAUGGUCUCUGUUUGUAAAGAUAAUAUGAUACUAUUAUUUGGAUUGGAAUCAAAAGAAAAGCGAAUAAUUCAGGAGGACAAAGCAAUAACUUCAUUUGUAUUGUCCGCAGACAGUAGAUAUAUAUUGAUAAGUCUUUGGAACGAAGAAAUACAUCUUUGGAGUAUAGAGGGGAGUAUAAGACUUAUAGCCAUAUAUAAAGGGCAUAAACGAGAACGCUUUGUCGUACGGUCUUGCUUUGGUGGAAUAGAUCAAUCUUUCAUUGCCAGUGGGAGUGAGAAUUCACAGGUAUAUAUAUGGCACAAAUGCUCAUCACAAGUCAUUGUGGAGUUGGCUGGACAUUCUGGGACUGUCAACUGUGUUAGUUGGAACCCAGCAAAUCCUCAUAUGCUCGCAUCAGCAAGCGAUGAUCGUACUAUUCGCAUAUGGGGCUUGGCUGGUGGAAACAUGAAGCACAAUGGCAAUGCAACUGGAACUGUUAGUAAUGGUGUGCACUACUGCAAUGGCGGAUCGUGAAGUCUCGGAGGUGAAUGGGCGAGUGAAACAUUACAAGAUUUCUUUCAUUGACCAUUCGCUUUCUAUGUACAUUCGUUUACAUCAUCAAGCUUAACAUUUUCGAUAAACAAGAACAUGCAUAUUGCAUUCAGUCCGGCAAUAAAUCAUGAACUUCUCCA